This is a messenger RNA of Lactuca virosa, 372 nucleotides long. NCBI's taxonomy places the organism in Eukaryota, Viridiplantae, Streptophyta, Magnoliopsida, Asterales, Asteraceae. The record is from the annotation of a GenBank genome assembly.
AUGUCUGACAAUGGGGUUUUACCAUCGAGGUUUCGUGAUGGCAGGUUUCAAUUUUCAAGACGUGAAUUCAUUGGUUCAAGAAGGAGAGGGGGAAUAGAGGCGAUGAGAAGUAAGAUACUUACCGGCGAUGAAGGGCGGCGAGAAAUCUGGGCGGUCGACGGCGACAUUAGGGCGGCGACGUUAGGGCUUCUCGACGGGAAAGAGUGGACGAUUCCAGGAGCAGAAGCACGAGUGUGCCAGUCGUUGAGCCAUAUGUAUCAUGGAUCUUGUCUCCGCCACCAUAACUGCUCUGUCAUCUGCCGGAAUGAAGGUUUCUCCGGCGGAAGGUGCAAAGGUGUUCGCCGCCGCUGUUUCUGCACCAAACUUUGUUAG